GUAUUUUCUGAGGGUGGUCCACAGAUGUGCAUUUCUCACUCAUCUGGAGAGAAACAUUAUAUACCAAAAGAGAAAGCAGAUGGACAUGUCCAUGCCUCUAGGGAUUCAUCUGAUUUCAGAAAGCAGAUACCCAUUUUGACAUGACUUCAGAGGAAGAGCACAAAAGUUUUGAUGAUGCUCAAUGUACCCAGUCUCAGGUAUUUUCUGAGGAUCAUCCACAGAUAUGUGUUUCUCACUCAUCUGGAGAGAAACAUCAUAAAGCAAAAGAGAAAGAAGAUGGACAUGUCCAUGGUUUCUCCUAGUGAUGGGACAGAGAACAAGCUAUUGCAUAACUAUCACAAGAAGAAGGAUGAGGUCUCUAUGAAGAGACUGGGAAUGGACACAGUAAAAUAUCAGAACCAGGAAAAGAAGUGCUUUGAGAAUACUGAAAUUUUAAGAGAAAAGAAUACCAGCCUUCCAUGGACACAAAAAUUGAAUGAGGAAACACAUAUGGAAAUAUUCCAGGACAAUGAACAGUUGGGUAUUUGGAAAGUUGAGAGUACAUUGCAAAAUUUCACACCUGAGAGUGAAAAACAAAGCACAGAAAGACCAGAAACAGAUGUCAAAUCUCACCCUGCCAGAUCUGGUCCUGCUCCACCCCAUCAAGGUGAAAGUCCAACACCAAAAAGAAAUCUAGAACUUGCUUUCCAGAGAGGCAGAGAUAAAGACUUUAGUUCACAGGAAAAAAAGAAUAUUGAUGUAUCUAACCUAAACAUUAGUAGUGAGAUUCCUUCCCAACAGGUUCCAAAGUCUGAAGUAAAAACAAGUGACCUAGAAAACGAGCUGCAUCAGUCAAGAGUAAUGACUUUGGAUACAGAUCAAGUAAACAGACACCUAAAACAAAGACAGUGCCAACUGAAGGAGAUGGAAUACAGGUAUCAAAAUGAACAAAGAAAAAGGAAUGAACACCUCAGAAAGCAGGAAGCUUCUAAAGAGAAGGUAUCUAAACUACAAAGAGAAACUCCAUUGCAUGAAGACCAAUUGCAUGACUAUCAGAACAAAGGUGAAAAUAAAAUAAAUGGACUUAUUAUUGUCCAAACCCAAUUUUAUGAUGUUAUAAAAAAACUUCAAGCUCGGAAUGACAGAUGUCGUCUCAUGCUGGAAAACAAAUAUUUGGAAUUAAUCAAUGAAACUAAUCAUUUAAAAGAUCAACUGGAUCAAUAUGGAAAGGAGAAAGCAGAAGAAAUGGAUGAUCUUACUCCAAAGACGAACAAUGCAUCUUCAAAGCAUUUACGUUUGAGAACAAACUAUGAAUGUUUUAUGCAGAACUUGUUUUUUUAUAAAAAGUAUACAAGAUACAUUUGAAAAAAUAGAAAGGAAUCAAAAGAAGUUGGAAGAAAAUGUAAUAAACUUUCCAAGGCACACACGGAGCACUCGAGUAGAACGAGGCCAAGGAGUACGGUGGGAAUGUGACAUUGAACAUCAAGCAAGAUGGGAUUUAGAGGAGAAGCAAAAACAAACACAAGGAGCAGCUCCGGAAAUUACACACCAGUUCAGAAAGACUGAUUUUACUUCAAUAAGAAGUCAGAUGGAACUCAGAAUUAGCCAUCUGGAAACUGAACUGAAAAUUCUAAGAAAUUCAACUGAAAGAAUAUAGGCACUUCCAUAUAGAACAAUCCAAAUUCCACAAAAUUUGAAUCCUGACCAUGGGAGCAUCUGCCUUAAGAAUUACUAAUAAGACAAGACAAGAUCUACUUUUGGAAACAUCAUAAGGAUAUACAGAGAUUUUAAGAAAAAAAUAUGAAAGCUAAUAUUGUGUUUUUCAGACUGUUAAUAUAAUAUUUAAAUUAUUUAUGAAAUGUAUGAUGUAAAUAAUUUAUUGAAAUGGAUGUGUGUAACAUAUAUAUGAUGAAAUUAUCAAAAUAUGAAAAUUAUAUCUGUAAGAAAAUUUGAAGUGAAAGUGCAAACCAGUUUUUAUUGAGAUGUGUUUUCAGACUAUCUAAAUGUUAGCAUUUAAGUUCAAUUCAGCAACCAAGUCAACACUAAUUUGGUAGAUCUAAAUAUCACAUUAAUGAUGGAUUAUUUAUAUUAUAUCACUGAAUAUGGGUCCAGAGAAUUAGGCAACAUUAUUUUUACAUGCUGGUUACUAUAUUCACUAAUGGAUUAAUGUAUUGCAAUUAUUAUACUGCCAUCUUUAAAUUUAUAUUUGAGGCACUGACUUAAUAAUUUUUCUAAUAAGAAUAUUUGCUUAGUGUUUUAUCUUUUUUCCCCUUUUCUAUUUGUUUAUACAAUCUUGGGAAAUAAUAGUAAAUUUACAGGUUCUGAUAUAAAGUACUUUUGUCUGCUGAAGCAUUUUAAAUUGAAUUGCUUACAUAUGCUAUCAUUUAUGAUAUUUUUAGUAUUUUGUACAAGUCAGAACAUGCUAGAUAACUACAAUUCAGCAUUCAUUUAUUAUGAAUAUAUUUUUCAAAUAUUAACAGGUAACAGCAUAGUUGUUAAUUAUAUCAGUUUCUUUAUGAAGGUUAUAUUGUUAUCUAGCAUGUUCUGACUUGUAGGAAAUGCUAAACCUAUCAAGAAAGGUGGCAUAUGUUAACAAUUCAUUUUAAAAUGCUUCAGUGGGAAAAAGUACUUUGCAUUAGAACCUGCAACUUCACUAGUAUUUUCCAAGAUUGUAUAAAGAAAAAAAGCAAAAAAAAAAAAAAAACACACACACACACAUUAAGCAAAUUCUGUUUCUCAAAUCAACACUUGUACAUUCUAUCAUAAUGCCUUGGACCACUUAAUCCUCAGAUUAUUUUCAUGUUUUUCUAGUAGCCUAACAUUGUUCUUUAUAAAAAAAAAUAUUUCAUUCAGAGGCAUGAAAUGAAUUUAAUUGUUUUAUUUUAUAGAUGCCUUCUGAUUGAAAUAUUCCUUAGUCUUUUCUUAACCUUCAUGACCUUGAAUUUUUCAGGGGGAAAGCUUGUAGAAUGUGCUUAAAAUGGAUUCUCUGGUUUCUUUAUGAUUGGAGCUAGAUUACAUGUUUUUGGCAAGAGUACCACAGAAAUCAAUUCUAUGAUUUUCACUUUGAAUCACAUAAUGUGACCUAUAAUAUCCUCAUUACUGCUGAUGUUAAUAUUGGUCAUUAAUGUGGUAUUUGCAGAAUUUUACUUUGUAAUUAUUAUUUGUGUGAAGAUAGUUUGAGACUAUAAAUAUUAAUAUAAAUAUAAAAGUGUAUCAUUCACCACUAAAUUUGUUCAUUUAUUAUACCUAUACAGAUUCAUGGUUUAUUUUAUUGUGUUUGCUGUUACUUGUUAAUAUUUUAAAAAUUUAUUUUUCUUUCAGAAAUGUUCUAUUUUGAUAAUCUCAGAUUUAUAGAAGAUUUAAGACAGUAGUGAAAGGAAUUCAUAAGAAGCAUUCCCCAAAUGUUAUUCUUCAUUUCCAGAUAAGUCUAGGUACAUAACAGUUUUUAUCUCUGAACCAUUUGCAAGAUGCACACAAUGUCUUUUUAUUUGUAAAUAAAAAAAACCUCACAUUUUCUAAAAAUGAGAUAUUAUCUCUGUAACUAUGGUGCAAUGAUCAAAAUAAGUAAAUUAUAUUGUGAAUAUCUACUCUACAAAUCUUAUUCAAAAUUUGACAGUUAUUUUAACAAUUGUCUUUGAACCAAAAUAAAUCCAAUUUUGGGAAAUUUUAAUAUCAAUUA
Marmota monax (woodchuck) is the source of this 3658-nucleotide messenger RNA. Its product is annotated as ankyrin repeat domain-containing protein 26. The record is from RefSeq and is a predicted model, not a curated record. Lineage: Eukaryota; Metazoa; Chordata; Mammalia; Rodentia; Sciuridae. The transcript is spliced from 8 exons. The coding region runs from base 172 to 1344 and encodes 390 amino acids.